AUGGGGGAGAAGGUUUCGUGGUACUGCGCGGCGACGGUGCUGCUUCUGUGGUGCUUUGCAGGCGGAUGGGGUACGACUGAGAGUUCGGCGGACGGCGGCGAGCAGAUGAUGAUGAUUGGGAGAGUUGUGGUGCCGCCGUUUGAGAGGCGGUGCGAGGAGAUCUACGUUGUACGCGAGGGGGAGACGUUGCAGACAAUAAGCGAGAAGUGCGGAGACCCUUUCAUUGUGGAAGAGAAUCCUCACAUUAAUGAUCCUGAUGAUGUUUUCCCUGGCUUAGUUAUCAAGAUUACACCCUUCAUUUAUACCUAG
Ipomoea nil (Japanese morning glory) is the source of this 309-nucleotide messenger RNA. RefSeq lists its product as uncharacterized. The transcript has a single exon. Bases 1 to 309 code for a protein of 102 amino acids. Lineage: Eukaryota; Viridiplantae; Streptophyta; Magnoliopsida; Solanales; Convolvulaceae. The record is from RefSeq and is a predicted model, not a curated record.